UUUCACAGUUGGUUGCAAUACGUGUUGGUUGAAACACAUCAAUUUAUUAGGACGUUUAACAAUUAGUAUAAAGAUAUAUACCGUAAAAGAAAUAAAAUCUGUUGCAAAAUGUCGUCAAAAGAUGAGCAAAUCAAACAUAUUGACAAAGAUUUGGAUUUAUCGAAUGCCGGACGUGGUGUUUGGUUGGUAAAAGUACCAAAAUAUUUGGCAAAUAAAUGGGAAAAAGUGCCUGGUUCAACUGAAGUUGGUAAAUUGCGUAUCACAAAACAAUCAGGUCAAAAAGCACAAGUUUCACUUUCACUGAAUGAAAAUAUCACAAACAUUGAUCCACAAGAGCCAAUACCGAAAGAACAUUUUUUAGACGUAUCGGUUGUUACAAAACAAACAUUAGGCGUAUUCUCACACACAAGUCAAGGUAAAAGUGACGAAACAAAUGGAGAAAGUGAAAAAUUGUACAUGGAGGGACGAAUUGUUCAAAAGCUGGAGUGUCGCCCGAAUGCGGACACAACAUAUAUGGCAUUGAAGAAGGAAUCGAUUCGCCGUGCAGCCGAACCAGAAAGAAAGGUCCAAUCACUCGAACGUAUUGUACAAAAUUUCAAACCAAUUUCAGAUCACAAACACAACAUCGAAUACCGUGAAAAACGAAAGGCCGAAGGCAAAAAGGCUCGUGAUGACAAAGCUGCCGUUCAAGAUAUGCUAUUCAAUGCAUUCGAAAAGCAUCAAUACUACAAUAUCAAGGAUUUGGUGCGCAUCACAAACCAACCCAUUGCCUAUUUGAAAGAGGUGCUCAAAGAAGUUUGUGAUUACAACAUGAAAAAUCCACAUAAAAAUAUGUGGGAACUGAAGAAAGAAUAUCGUCACUACAAGACUGAAGAGAAAAAAGAGCCGGCCACACAAUCAACAAGCGCCACACUGUCGGACAGCGAUUAAUUCAAUUUCGAUCAGACUCAUUUGAAAAUCGGUCACGACCAUCAUCGCUCGUAUGAAUCUAUUAUUUCCAUUAUCUAUUUUCUACCAUUUUCGAGAAUACCAUGUAACUAUAACAUACGUAAGGUGUAAAAAAAGCACUUCCAAAUAACAUCAAAUAAAUCGAAUAAACGUG
This is a messenger RNA of Contarinia nasturtii (swede midge), 1102 nucleotides long. It is a transcript of the gene TfIIFbeta, whose product is annotated as general transcription factor IIF subunit 2. The record is from RefSeq and is a predicted model, not a curated record. Gene Ontology annotation, cellular component: transcription factor TFIIF complex. Gene Ontology annotation, biological process: transcription by RNA polymerase II; transcription initiation at RNA polymerase II promoter. The transcript is spliced from 2 exons. The coding region runs from base 109 to 930 and encodes 273 amino acids. Lineage: Eukaryota; Metazoa; Arthropoda; Insecta; Diptera; Cecidomyiidae.